Molecule: messenger RNA, 3480 nt
Organism: Musa acuminata AAA Group (dessert banana)
Lineage: Eukaryota; Viridiplantae; Streptophyta; Magnoliopsida; Zingiberales; Musaceae
Product: putative L-cysteine desulfhydrase 1
Exons: 2
Coding region: 1-1509 (502 amino acids)
Source: RefSeq, a predicted model, not a curated record
AUGAGUAAGGAAACUCGAAUCGGGGAUACCCGAUGGCGGAGUCCCGUCACCGCCACUUGCAUCCUUUCGCUUCGUCUUCCCCGCCCAAACCCUAACCCUUAUCGGUGUCGAUCAGAUCUCAUCCAAGGUGCCAGUCCCAUGGAUCGCCGCCACCGCGACGACAGCGCCGACAACGGCGGUGACGCCAAUGGCCAGCGGGAGAAGCGGCCCCGGCCCGCCCCUCGUGCCAUCUCCGCCGCCGAGAUCGCAGAGGAGUUUGCCCACCACGACUCCUCGGUUGCCCGCAUCAAUAACGGCAGCUUCGGUAGCUGCCCGGCCUCCGUCCUCGCGGCGCAGCGUUCGUGGCAGCUGCAAUUCCUCCGUCAGCCCGACGAGUUCUACUUCAACCGCCUCCAGCCUGGGCUUUUCCACUCCCGCGCCCUCGUCAAGGAGAUCAUCAACGCUGCCGACGUCGAUGAGGUUGCCCUCGUCGAUAACGCCACCACCGCUGCCGCCAUCGUCCUACAGCACGCCUCCUGGGCCUUUGCCGAGGGCGCCUUCCGCAAGGGCGACGCCGUCGUCAUGCUCCACUACGCCUACGGCGCUGUCAAGAAGUCCAUCCAUGCCUACGUGGCCCGCGCCGGAGGUCACGUCAUCGAGGUCCCCCUCCCCUUUCCGGUCUCCUCCAACGAGGAGAUUGUCCGCGAAUUCCGAAAGACUCUGGAGCUCGGGAAGGCCAACGGCCGGCGGGUCCGGCUUGCCGUGAUCGACCACGUCACCUCCAUGCCUAGCGUCGUGAUCCCCGUCAAGGAACUCACGAGAAUCUGUCGCGAGGAGGGCGUGGAUCAGGUGUUCGUGGAUGCCGCCCAUGCCAUCGGCAGUGUAGAGGUCGAUGUGCAGGAUAUUGGGGCCGAUUUCUACACGAGUAAUCUCCACAAAUGGUUCUUUUGUCCCCCAUCCGUCGCCUUCUUGUACACCAACAAGUCUUCUGCCUCCUCUUGUUUGCACCAUCCGGUGGUGUCCCAUGAGUAUGGCAAUGGCCUUCCUCUGGAGAGCGGAUGGAUCGGUACCAGGGAUUACAGCUCCCAGCUUGUAGUGCCCUCGGUUGUGGAAUUCAUCGGUAGGUUUGAGGGUGGGAUUGAAGGGAUCCGAAAGCGGAACCACGAGAAGGUUGUAGAGAUGGGCAAGAUGUUAGCUGAGGCAUGGGGGACGUUUCUUGGGUCUCCCCCGGAGAUGUGCUGCAGCAUGAUCAUGGUUGGAUUGCCUGGUUGUUUAAGAGUCUCUAGUGAGAAAGAUGCGAUGAAGCUGAGGAGCUUCUUGCGAGAGAAAUUCAAGGUUGAAGUUCCAAUUUACUAUCAGCCGCCCAAGGAUGGGGAGGUCCUUGAGAAGGACGGGAACAAUUGUGUCACUGGUUAUGUACGGAUUUCUCAUACUGUGUACAAUGCCGAGGGUGACUACCACAGACUUAGAGAUGCCGUUCACAAUCUGGUAGCUGAUGGAUACAACUGUGAUAUGCUUUCAUCCAAAUGAGAAGCAAUAGUUGUGCAACCACAAAAGUUAUGACAGAACUGCAGCAUUGUUGGCUUUGAACAUAUUCAAUAAUUUAAUGACAAUUGUCGGUCACUCGCCAUUGCCCUUCAGGCCUUGCCUUUUGCACAAGCUUAUGAGGUGCAUGUCUAAGUCAUUCUCGUUGAUAUCUCUGAGCCUCAACAAGAAGAGGCUCAAUAUCCAAGUCAUACCGUUGGAUGCAAAACUUAUUUUCCUUUUCUGUAAUGCAUCCGCUUCUUCCUGAAACCAGCAUAGAAUAUAGAGAAUUGAGUGAGUUACAAAAGUUAAUUAAGUUAGUUGUUGCAUUAAAAAACUAAAUUUAGGUGUUGAAUUGAACCAAUGAGUCGUUGCAUCUUUUGAACCGUUCAAAUAGCAGCGUAGUUACACAUAUAGCAUACUGUUUCACUGUUUCUUUAACACAUGUACCUGACUUCUGUUUAAUUUGUUUAACAUCCACGAAUGCAUGGUAUUGCCAGCACGAAUGAGAUAAAUAUUAUCUUUUUGCUCUUCCUUUAAUCAUACAUAUCUUUCUGUUCCAGCAUGUACAUUUUGUCUUUCUGCUUAUUUCCUUUAGUUAGUGUCAGAAAGAAUGAGCAAAUUAGAAGCAUGUCCUAACAUGGCUAGAUUCAUUAAAGCGCCAUGCCCCCUGCAAAGGAUGUUAUUGAGUUCAUCUGAUUUGCUAUUUAUCCAUUUUCUCAGAUAUAUAUGUAAUAAACGCAAUUGAGUUCACAAGACUAUCAUAUUAGAUCCUAAUUUGAUGAGCUACAAGCAUCCUUUGUCGUUACAUUUUUGCACUUUUGUGUUGCAUAAGGACUUUUUGUUUCUGGGAAUAACUGCUAGAUAAAUUGAUUGUUCUUGUCAUAGAAAACUUGGAAUUUGUUCACUUGUAAGUGGCUAAUUGAUAGUUAUUCUUGGUCUUCUGUGAGCUUCUCCAGUCAAAUGGUUUUUUGGAUUGAUUAUUCACAUUUGUUCUUGGGAAGAACUGUACAUAAUAGUGUUUUUUUUUAUAUUUUGGAGAGACAAGAUCGUUUGUAGUGAUAUUACUUCUCAGAUAUAACUUGUUACCUGAGAGGCUUCUAGGUGGCAAUAUAUAUGACAGGCACCUCUCUGUCCUGCUUUUGUGUUCUUGGGAAUCUUUUAGUAAGAUUUAACAUACCACCAUUAUAAAAUUGCUGGUAAUAUAGCAUGCUUUAUGACAACACCAUGUUCUUGUAGUCGACUCUCGAUUCAUGCUAGUCAAAUAAGCAAAGGUUUUGGGUGCCUUAGGGAAGGAUCUUAGUUGAAGGAUGAUUUGGUUGUACAUAAGUAAAAACUUCUUUCAGAGAAAAAGCAACCUCUUAUUCUGUCAUGUUUAGUUGAAAUCAAUCCUUUUGGUUCUUUCAUCUUCCACUCAUACAUCAUCUGCAUUUCUGUGUUCCUUUCUGAUUCAAAAAGCAGAAAGUGCCGGUAAAAGUUCUAUAUCUGUGGCCAUAUUUUUUAGGCAGGAUCAAUAUUGAAUUCAGACUUUUGGAGGAAUCAUUCCUUUAUUUUAUGGUGACUCACCAGCCUCUUGUUUCUCUAGAAGUCGGUAUGAGUCUAUAGGUAGUCUGCAGAGAGGAUGAUGACAUCAAAAUCCCAGGAGGAUCUAGGAGGGUGUUGGGAAAAUAGUAUCUGUUUGAUUGGAGGAACUUAUGACCUGGCUUGAUUUCAUCUUGUACAGGAAGCUUGGUAGCUGGAGGUUGGAGUUAAAUCCGGUAAACUCUUUCACAAUCUCUCAUUUGCUCUGAAGAACUAUUUUGACACCAGGUUUCCUUGAAAGUGGAGGUCUGCUUCAGGCCAUCACAUAUGCAAAGCUACAUGGAUGUUGGCUUUUAUCGCAGUACUUUUUGAUGCAAAAACAAUGUCAAUUUAGUUACACUUCAUGAUCUUGAAAUUGUCACUGGACAUGUUCUUUGAAAAGUUUUCUUUAUGGCA